Messenger RNA from Vanessa tameamea, 3616 nucleotides. RefSeq lists its product as uncharacterized. The transcript is spliced from 7 exons. The record is from RefSeq and is a predicted model, not a curated record. Bases 320 to 3505 code for a protein of 1061 amino acids. Lineage: Eukaryota; Metazoa; Arthropoda; Insecta; Lepidoptera; Nymphalidae.
AAAAAGUCGAAGUCAAUUUUCAAACUGUAUCUGUGAAAGUUUAAAAGGAUGUCCGAUCUCGGAACUGUUCAACUUCACAGAUAUUUUUAUGCUCGUAAAUCACCCAUAAAUUUAAAGAUCAUGAACAUUGAACAUGAUAUAUUUUUCUUUGCUUAUUGACAAUUGUGUUUCGCUUAAUUGGCGAAAUUUAAGAAUAGUAAACAUAAUCGACUAUAUUUGCUAACCUUGAAUAAAUGUUCAGUACUUGUUAAAAGCUACGAAAAUUAAAAACAUCGUAAAAUGCCCUAGUCUAAUUUUCAAAUUAAAACAAUCUGAUAAUAUGCCACCAAAGAAAGUUGUUAAAACAUUUAAUAAAACUAUCCAAGAAAAAGUAAAGCGACGACGGACGAGAAAAGAAAAAUGUUUACCAUUAAGUGAAACAGGAGAGAAUACGAAAAUUCAGGAUAUAGAUGUAUCAUUUGUCUCAGAUGACGACCAGCAGAAGGACAGGUUGGUGAGUUUAAAGAAGAAUGAUAUCAACAUUAUACUGGCAAAUGAAGUAGUGGGAAGACAAUUCAAAAAACAAACAAAAUUAAAGGACCCAGCAGAUGCAAUAGUUUUAAAUAUAUUGAAACAGCCGAAAGAUAAAUUAAAUACGAAAAAAAAGACAGUAUUAAAGAGAAAGAUUCCAUUGAAAAAUAACAAAGUUAUAAAAAAAGAAUCAGUUAACUGUGAAGAGGAACCAGUAAAAAAGACAGGUAGACGUCGUAUUCCACCCAAGACUUUUGAAGAUGUAUCGAAAGUAAUAGAAGAAUGUGACUCGCCCAAAGAUAUCAUUGAAACAGGGCCUGUAUUAUGUCAAAAUGAAACGAAAAAACCUAUUAAACUAAGGCGAAACAAAACUGUUCCAAAACUAGAUCUAGUUGAAAACAAUGUAACAUCUGAGGAAAAUCUCGAUACAACAAAAUCAAAGACACCCAGGAGGAAGGCGACCCUUAAUCGUAAUAUCGCAAGGGGUAGACCGCGGACGCGUAAAAAAGCUGACGAUGAUACAAAAGAAUCACAAACGGAAGCUACUACGACAGAAAAUGUUACGUCACGAAUAGAGACUAUUGAAAAUGUUAAAAAACAAGAUAUCCUCGACGUUAGAAGAAAUUCAGUAGCAAGUUUGUCCGAACUAUCGUGGACUAAAGACAUAUCUAGCAGCAGUACAACCACCUGUGUCACGGUGUGUUCGAAUGAUUUCUUCCUCAUCGAUAAAAGGAUCCCAAUUAUAAAGCUAACAAAUGUUGACCAUAGAUUAAUAGGCGAGGAGAACAACAAUGUUAGUAAUGUUGGCCCAACAGAAACAAUAGCGGAACAAUAUGAAGAUGUGUCUAAGGAAACUAUAAAUGCACAUUGUACAGAGUCAAAUGAAAAACAUUGCGUAGAUGAAGUAGAGUGUCCAUGUCCCAAAUCUCCUAAUUUAUCCUCUUCUUCCUCCGAUUCUUGUUCAGAUCGAGCAAAUUCAGGCCAAAAUGUAUCGACAGCUAUCAAUAAACUUAGUAAUACAUUAGAAAAACUAUCUACAAAACUUAAAAAUUUUGAUUUAGAAAUUAUAAACUGGAUCGGUUACACAGAUGACAAAAUAAAUACAAACAUAGAGAAGAUUCAAGGUAAAAUAUACCACGAUAACUUUUUAAAAGAAGAAAUGAAUGUUAUUAUUCAUUGUAAAAAUAUAAAGCGAAUUUUAUCUGAAGACGAUCCGAGUCCAGAGCCACCAGAAUUUAAAAAGACUGAUAAUAAUGUUAUAGAAACUGAUCGUGAGAAUGAAACUGAUAAAAAUACUACUUUACCUGAACCUCAUAAACCCAUAGAAGAUAAAUUCAAUAGUCCUAAAGAGCCUAUAAAAAUUCUUUCUAACGUCAUCGUACAAAGAAAGACUUGCAAAGAAAUGGAUACAGUCGAAAAUAAAUCUGAGGACGAUUGCAACUAUGCUUCAUUAGAUGGAGACGACGAAGAUGACGCUUUAUCCUUAUUUGCGGAAAGUAUAACUGGCAUCGAACCGUCAGCAAGGAAUAGCACGGCAUCUUGUGGAAACGAAUGUCCGAAAGAAAUUGAAGAAUAUGUUCCAGAAUCAUUAGUCAAAAAUACGAUUACGUCUCUUGUAACUAGUGCAUAUCAUCCUACAAGAAUUACCAAUAAUGCACAAUUGAAGGAUCCGGAAGACGAGUCGGUUCUCGUCUGUGAAAAACAAAGUGCCGAUUCCACGUCCGUAAACAGAGAACAGGAGAAUGAUAAGAACCUAGUAGAGACGGAGAACAGAUUUAAAAUUCAAUCGAAAGAUGUCGAAGAAAUUUCUAGAAAACAAAACGGUGUCACGAAAUUGAUCUCACAGAAUCAACUUUUAAUGUCUUCCAUGUAUAAACCGAUAUCCGGUGUUAAAAGUAUCGUUUUCAAAGGCGUCUGUUUCUAUAAUCUCAUUUCGAAAUGCAAAAAGAAUGGCUGCAACUUUCCCCACGUGCCAGUCGGGACCGACAGCGUUAAGAUGAAGUUGAAAGUGUACAGCGACGCGACCCUCAUCCAGGAGUACAUGCUGAUGCGCAACUGGCCCAGCCUCCGCCAGAAGUACGGGAUGUGCUUCGUCGAGGAGUUCGUCAAAAGGAACCUAUCCAAGAUCGUCGUCGAAGUCGCGUUAGACUUCAUCAUCAAAGACAACAACAAGGCGUUGAUCGUAGAUGUCGUUGAGUGUGUUCUGUUGUACUUGAACAUGGUGGAUCUGAGUAGCAUCGAAGACUUGCUGACGUUCAAUAUUAAAGCGAGCACGACGCUCUUGUGUGAUAUUUUUAUAAGUACGAUCGCGGAGUCGCAGAACUUUUCGAGAUUCAAGAGUGUUUUUAUAAAUUUGACCGACUUAAUGUAUCGUAUCGGGAGAAGUUUCAGCGAAGAUGUCGCCGGACACGUUUUGGAACGACUCGUAAUCUUGCCGUACGACGAGGGACUGGCGCGAGCGCUUCUGAAGAUUGUUAGGAACACCGACGUCAGUAUAUACUCCAACUCCAUGGCGGGUCAUUUAGAACAGCAGCUGCUAUCCUCAAACAUUUCACUCUACGAAGAAUUUAUUUCAUUGAAAAAUAAAGCGUUAAGUCAAUCGGCUCUGGACAGCUGCUACUCCGACGUGGAACGGUCGAAGCAACUCGAUAAAGAUGUGAGAUGCUCGCCGGAUACGACUAAUUUGGAUAAUAUGAACAAGUCUUCCGUUGAAACAAAAUUCACAAGAACGAUAGACCUCAACAAAAUAAAUUCUCUAAAUACAAAUAGUCAGGUGACUGAAAUAAAAUACGAUAAAAGAUAUAAUCACAGUAAACAGUUUAUGAGUUGGAGGGAUAGAAAUUCAUACGGCAACACCAGAACCGCGCCUAGGAGUACAGCAAUGCGGCCGCCAUUGAGGCCUCCGUUCAAACGACGGUCAGAUCAGAAGUUUGACGGAAGCCCCAGCAAAUAUCAACGAAGAAAUGGAUCUAAUGUUUUUAAAGAUUUUUCUUAACUAAUAAGUUUUUUUUAACAAUCCUAAGUGAUCCUUUGUACAGUUACUUUUAAGCCUACUGUGACUAUAAACUAUGUUAAUUGUUACUUCAAUUAAAGAUAAUAUUCUUUA